Molecule: messenger RNA, 765 nt
Organism: Saccharomyces kudriavzevii IFO 1802
Lineage: Eukaryota; Fungi; Ascomycota; Saccharomycetes; Saccharomycetales; Saccharomycetaceae
Gene: PET122
Product: Pet122p
Exons: 1
Coding region: 1-765 (254 amino acids)
Biological process (GO): positive regulation of mitochondrial translation
Cellular component (GO): mitochondrial inner membrane
Molecular function (GO): translation initiation factor activity
Source: RefSeq, a predicted model, not a curated record
AUGUUGGCUAUCACGAAAAGACUAAUGAGCAGCGACGUGCGGUCGCGAAUGCUGUUGAGCAGCCUGAACGGGGAUGUGGCAGGCGCGCUGGCACUGCUGCGUCAGCAGCAGAAGACCAGCGUGGACGUGGAGCUGCUGCACACGAUGCUGGCGCAAGCGGCUGCGCUUGCGCACGUCGAGACCAUAGCGUACAUGUGGUACCAGCAUGUGAUGCCACGCCGAUUGGCAGUCGAGGGCCGCUUGCUCUGCGACAUGGCUGGCGUGGCGUUGCACCAGGACAAGCUGUUCUUGCCCGCGCAGUUCCUACUGCACCACCAGGCGAUGGGCCCUGAUCGUGGUACGAGUCCAGAAAGCGAGGCGGUGGAGUUCGAGCUUAGACGGGUCAAAGUGGAGGCAUUUGCGCGUGGCACAAUGCACUCGACAGCUCUCAGGGAGAAGUGGAAGGUGUUCUUGCAGGAGAUGGACACCUUGCCGGGGCGGCCGCCAUUGAGACUACGGGACUUCCCGCAGCUGGCCAAGGCCGUGGGCGUGGCCGCUGGGCAGCAGCCAGAGCUGACAGGCACCCUGGCACUGUUUGGACGACAACCCGUGGUUGUAAAGAACGAGUGGUCGCUGCCUCUGCUGUUGGCUGGGGUCCUGUGGCAUGUGCCCGGCCCAGCACAGGCGCGACGGGUGCUGGCGGAGUUCGGCCAGUGCUAUCGCGGGCUGCCGCUGGUGGAUGCCGAGCUGGUGAUAAAGAGAAGAGGAUUCGAGAUUAACGUGUGA